Messenger RNA from Saccharomycodes ludwigii, 1317 nucleotides. It is a transcript of the gene MSS51, whose product is annotated as Mss51p. Gene Ontology annotation, biological process: mitochondrial respiratory chain complex IV assembly. Lineage: Eukaryota; Fungi; Ascomycota; Saccharomycetes; Saccharomycodales; Saccharomycodaceae. The record is from RefSeq and is a predicted model, not a curated record. The transcript has a single exon. The coding region runs from base 1 to 1317 and encodes 438 amino acids. Gene Ontology annotation, cellular component: extrinsic component of mitochondrial inner membrane.
AUGAUGUCGUCCAUGACUGUUAAUACAAUUUUAAAAGGAACACUUCUUAACAAUGUUACACUCCAGACUCUCUCACCCUCAUCAACUUUGUUAAACCAGAAACGUCACAUUAUGGGGUUUGUUAGAAACGCGUUAGGCUUAGAUGCGCCAGCUGAUCCAAAUGACCCAACUCCAGCGAAUAGAUUUCACCCAUGGGUCGAAUCACCAUGUCCAGAUUUAAGAGAUCGUGCACACCGUAUUAUGGAAUUGGCUAAAUGCCCAGUAACUGGCGAAAAAAUUGAGUUUACUUGUCCGAUAAGUGGUAUCCCUACCCACCAUUCAAAAGAAGCUUGGGAAAGUGAUAAAGUAUAUCAUUCCACCAAAAAAUAUGAUUAUUUACGUAAGGUAAAUAUAUACGAACAUGAUUUGAGAAGUGGUAGACCAUUUCCUGAAUUUGACUUUCCCUUAGAACAGGAUUUUGACAGGGUUGUUAACAUGACAAAUUGGGAUUUAUUUUUUUAUACUAGGCAAUUUUAUUCUAUGGAUACUGAAUUCCAAUUGGCUGCAGUCACCAAAAUGUUAAGCUAUCCAAUGACAAUAGCCUCUAUUUUACACCAGUAUUCUCCAUAUUCUUUAACUCCCAAGGGUCCAAUUACUUUAGAAGGUCUAAAAAGUUUGGCAGCAUUGCGCUAUACUUUGUAUCCGUUUGAACAACAAAAACAGAAAAAUUUGGCAAAAGUCAAGGAUCGCCCAAUGAGAAUCUUUAUUUUAGGUGCUAGAGCUGAGGCACAAUUGCCUGGUCAUGUUUGGAAACAAAUACAAGCUCUUUUCCCUGUGCAAAGUUUUGAGAUACAUUUUAUUGGACCCGAAUGUUUUUAUGAUAGAGAACAAGGCAGAUAUAUUACCAGUUCAGAACCUAUUAUUCAAAAUGUCGAUGAAACUUUGCGCUUGGUUUACCAUACAGAUUAUUUCCAUGUUUAUCAUUUACAACAAGACUUCUUCCCAUACGAUCCAUACUUGGAUGUGUUUUUCGCUUUUCAUGCCGGCUUUGGUGCUAUAGAAAGUAAAAAUACUUGGAUGGGAGAAAGUUUCAAGGGGUUAUUAGAAACUAAAUGCGGUAUUUUUAUAACCGGGUAUAACAAGCAAGAUAUAAUGAAUGACUGGAAUACUAUUACUGAACAAGGACACAAUAAAAUGGAUGUUUUAAUGGAACCUAUUAAGAAUGUGUUUGGUAGUACCAAAUGGGAACUGAACGAUGCUAAUCCACAAGAAGUUUAUCAGUUUAACAUGUGGGUUGCUGGUUUUAGAGGUAAAAGGUACCAUGCAAUUGAAGUUUAG